GCUGUGAACCCACGGGUGCCUCUGCAGGAGAAAGGACCUGGCCUCCAGGUGAUCUGCUCCCGUCAAGAAAACAUGCUAGAUUUUCUAGAGUCUCACAGAAAUCGCCAGCACUGCUUUUUGUGAUGUCAUCUCUUAAGGGAAGUCAGACCCAGAAGAAGCAGCGAAACAUUUAUACAAAAAGAGGCCGACUGGAGGUGCCCUCUCCCUCAGAGGAUGACUGGCGUAAGGAUGAUGAAGCAGAUUAUGGCUUCUGGGAUGUGGAUCAGGAACUAGAUUCUCUGCCUCAGCCUUAUCGAAUGAUCAACAAGCUGGUGAACCUUCUGUUUGACCGCUCAUGGGAAAUGAUCGAGCAAAGGGAGGCAUCCAGGGAAUCCGAGUUCACACGGAUCCAGCCUACCAUCUACCCUCCGUUUGUGGAAAUCAAGCUCAGCACAAUGCCAACUUGCAUGGCUAUUUGCAAAGACUAUCUGUUUAUUGGAGGAGCCAAAGGAUUCUCGGUGUAUAAUGUGUGCAAAGCGACACAAAUAUGUGCUUGGGAGAAGCUAAAAGUUGAUGUCACGUCCAUCUCAGUCACAGAUAUGGGGAAUGAAAUACUUAUUGCUCCAUUGGAUGAAAUGGGUAUCAUUCGACUAUUUUAUUUUUAUAAGCAAGUCCUUUUCCUAAUCAAGGCCAUCAAUGAAGUGGAUGAUGCCAGCAAGCUAGCCACCUGUCUGAAGAUGGAGGUCUCUCACGGAGCGGACUUUGCAGCGUUCCUCCUACAAGGAGCUGGAGAUAUUUGGCUGGACGUGUAUAAAUUGCCCAAGGAGACUUGGCUCAAGGAACUGGAGCACCCUAUCAACACUCUAACUCUAAAGAAAAGAGGCAAAACACCGCACCUGGUAGGAGAGAGCUGCCUGCUCCAGGGUCUCUUUCUUCCCAACCCCUUGGAAUCAUACAACACUUGCAUCUUCGUGAUUGAGUUCUUCGCUCGGCGUAACGUUCUCCAGGAUGCAAAUGUUGUGAUUAAAGGAGAUGCUAAAAUGAGUCUUCCAGUUCACGUAAUGAAGAUUAAACCACUCAAACCAAUCACAGGCACCACAUUUAAAAGCCCCCUGGAAGUCUUUGCCAAGAUCGAGGACAGCUAUGGGCUGGGCUCUGGGCAGAACCACUUCAUCAAGGACAGUCAGUGGGAGCAACAAAGGGCUGCCUUCAACACUACAUACAAGAAAUACCUGGAAGGGGACUGCGAGGAGGAGCCACUCAGUGUGGCUACCUUCCAUUUCCUGCCCCUGAGCUCUGUUUUUGCCAUGCCAACGGAAGUCAAGAGCCCCUCAGGGGCCGCCUGUCUCCUCGGUGUGUACUGGUCCGGGAGUCAUAAUUUCCUCUUCUAUUCACUUAACCGGACUCUGAAGGACAAAGUUGACCCUGAAGGCGUGUGGCCAUGUGCAGCACCCAUCGUAGCCUCAGCUGUCAGCAGCUCCUACUCUGACCUAGUAUUGGCCUGCGAGGAUGGUGUGCUCACACUGUGGAACCUGGCCGAAGGCUUCCCCUAUGGGGUCGUUGCUCUCCCUGAAGGCUGUCUCUGCCAGAGCAUUCACUUCCUGCACUACUUCGUGGUUCGUGAACAGCUGAACAUGUACCCCGAGGGGCCAGUAAAAUCCAAAAUGAAAUGCGUGGUGCUGGGCACAGAUGCCUCCGUCCACCUGGUGACGGCCACGGGGACCCAAGGACCCACCAUCAGGGUGCUUGUUGAGAGGUCCGGAAAGAACGUGAAUGAAACUGUCUGUGCGGUGGCCCCAGUCCCAGCCUUACCUGGCAUGCUGCUCAUCUUCUCCUGGGACGGCUCUGUGCGCCUCAUGAAUGUGGCCAAGGCUGAGACUGUCUGUGCCUUUGCUCUGCCCAGACCCGACCGCCUGGCCGCCCCCUGGAAGCCAGUCUUUGUCGUGUCUCUACACCACCCGUGUUUCCUGCUUCAAGAUACCCGCCUAGAUGCGAUUGAACGCACUGACGCGGCCAGAAAGACCAGAAAUUCUAUUUUCUACUUUAACUUUGAGGCACACGCCCUCCUGGAAGAGAUCUUAGAGAGCUGCCUCGUCCCUCAGAGUGACUUCGCAUCUCACAAGGCAGCCUUCCCAGUGCUUUCUCUGGAGAAGAGAUGUGAGCACUUCCUUAAGGACAGUUUCCAGAAGCUGGGGAAGAACACGGCACGGGAGCAGGAGCACUGGACACGGCUUCGACGGUACUCCCUGGUGCUGCAGAAAGGGGGCUCCCUCAAGUGACUUGGCCUGCGGGGGAGGCGCCUGGAGUCAAGGGCACCUGUGGACCCAGCACAGUGACAGCUGCUGAGCUCCUCAGGCCCUAGGGACCUGGGUGCUGUUUUGGAGGCCUUCAACCAUGGAACCUCUUGUCAGAACCCUUGGGUGGGCAGAAUGUAUUGCCCAAAUAAACAGUGGUAUUGUUUGCAGAA
Messenger RNA from Echinops telfairi (small Madagascar hedgehog), 2446 nucleotides. RefSeq names its product WD repeat domain 93 (gene WDR93). The record is from RefSeq and is a predicted model, not a curated record. Lineage: Eukaryota; Metazoa; Chordata; Mammalia; Afrosoricida; Tenrecidae. The coding region runs from base 123 to 2258 and encodes 711 amino acids. The transcript has 17 exons. Gene Ontology annotation, molecular function: protein binding. Gene Ontology annotation, biological process: electron transport chain.